Alternaria metachromatica is the source of this 711-nucleotide messenger RNA. RefSeq lists its product as uncharacterized. The record is from RefSeq and is a predicted model, not a curated record. Lineage: Eukaryota; Fungi; Ascomycota; Dothideomycetes; Pleosporales; Pleosporaceae. Bases 1 to 711 code for a protein of 236 amino acids. Gene Ontology annotation, molecular function: protein binding. The transcript is spliced from 4 exons.
AUGGCGGAAGCUGCGCGCAAUCAGCUGCAUCUCACUUUCAAGAAUCUGCUCGCCUCCGGUGAAUUCUCUGAUCUCACUGUGACCUGCGGCCCGGACUCAUACAAGGUUCACAAGAAUGUGGUGUGUUCCCGUGCGGAGUUCUUCUCUCGCGCUGUCAAGUUCGGAGGCAAGGAGACUGAACAAGGCAGUGUCGAUCUUCCAGAAGAUGAACCCGCUAUUGUUAAGUUGAUGAUGCAGUACAUCUACGAAGGCGAAUACGAUCCUACACUUCCCGACAAUAGGUUGAGCAAUUCUAUGCAGCCCGAGUGCCACCACACAUGUCGUGGCUUCACCUGCGGAUUGUGCUAUGUCGCACCUACAGCGCCUACAGCCCUGCCUAUCCCCGGCUCGCCUACACAGCUGAUGGUCCACGCUAAGCUCUAUGAGAUCGCCGACAAGUACGACGUGGUAGGCCUAAAAGAACUAGUGAUCGAAAAGUUCAAGCGGGCUUGCCACAGCUUCUGGAACGAUCCCUCCUUCGCAGCUGCGGCUCAUCACGUUUUCUCCACCACCCCGGAACAUGACAAAGGUCUGAGGGACAUUGUGUCGAAGACCAUUGCGGAACACAUGACUGAGCUUGUGAAGAAGCCUGAGGUUGAAGCUUUGCUUACUGAGUUCAAUGGACUGGCCUUUGGCUUGCUCAAGAUGAAGACGGAGGCUGGUUGGAAGUGA